This is a messenger RNA of Metarhizium robertsii ARSEF 23, 1356 nucleotides long. RefSeq names its product RNA polymerase II accessory factor, Cdc73. Bases 1 to 1356 code for a protein of 451 amino acids. The record is from RefSeq and is a predicted model, not a curated record. Gene Ontology annotation, cellular component: Cdc73/Paf1 complex. Lineage: Eukaryota; Fungi; Ascomycota; Sordariomycetes; Hypocreales; Clavicipitaceae. Gene Ontology annotation, molecular function: RNA polymerase II complex binding. Gene Ontology annotation, biological process: positive regulation of transcription elongation by RNA polymerase II; transcription elongation by RNA polymerase II. The transcript has a single exon.
AUGGCCUCCGCCGACCACGAUCCCCUCGUCCUCCUUCGCAAAGCCAUCUCCAGCAGCCAGCCCUUCAUCCCCAGCGCGUCAGACGACCCGGGCGCCGAAGAAUGUCCGCUCUCCCAAGCAAGCCACUUGCAAUUCUCAGCCCAGGGCAUCGCCCUCGCCAUCGAGACCCCGACGCGCUUCAUCUCCAACGACAAACCCGUCGACCUGCGCAGCAUCUACUUUGCCUGGCUGAAUCGCGAGCUCGCCAUCCCAGAGUACAAUGCUUCGGCAACGACGCUCAACGAACAGCUCGCGGCGGCCGGGUCGACGGGCAAGGUGCAGAACCUGGGCUUCAUCGAACGACUCGACCUGAUCACCUGGCUCGAGGCGGCCAGCGAGGAGAGCGAAUACAUCAAACCCGUUGCCGGGGAUGCGGAUGCUGCCGCUGCCGCUGCCGUCGCCGCCGGCACGGCUCCCGCGACCAAAUCCGGAGCCGUGUCGACCGCGGCGCAGGCCAGGGCCGGCAAGGGCACCAUGGAUCCGCGCCUGGCGAGCGUCUACGAUGGAGAGCGCAGGAUGGGAGACCGGAACACGGUACUAAGAGGGAUCAAGCCGACAGUACGUAUCACAAGUCCAGCGGCGUUUCCCGCAGAGGGGGUCAUUCAUUCUUUUCUUGUUUUUCCGACCACCAACCCCCCGGCUUGGGCGAGAGCUAACCACCGCACGCAGGACUUCUCGCACGUUCGCAAGCUCGCGGCGCCGUUUAUCCAAAAGAAGGCCCAGGCGGUCUCCGCCCCCGGCGCGGCAUCCUCCCUCUCCCUCAACCAGAAAGGCCCGACUAGGAGACCGGACCCCAUCAUCCUCCUCUCGCCGUCGGCCUCGUCGCUCCUCCGCAUGUCCAACGCGAGGUCCUUCCUCGAGGACGGCAAAUUCGUGCCCCCCGACGCCAGCGCCUCGACAGCCAGCAUGCUCCACGUCCAGCGCGUCAUCCGGGCCAUCGACCCCAACCGCCCCCUGCGCUUCAUCCUCGUCGAGGGCUCCGAGCAGUUCAAGCCCGAGUACUGGAACCGCGUGGUGGCCGUCUUCACCACCGGGCAGACGUGGCAGUUCAAGAACUACAAGUGGAGCAGCCCCAACGAGCUGUUCAAGCACACGCUCGGCGUCUUUGUUGGCUGGCGCGGGGAGCAGGCCCCCGAGAGCAUCCGCAGCUGGGGCCACAGGGUGCUGUCGACCGGCGUCGAUCGAUGGCGCGGCGGCGACGGCGCCGACGCUUCUCGCUUCAGGGACAAGGAGGUCGUGGAGCAGAUUUGGAAGUCGAUUGAGAUGAAUAUGCGAAGCAAAGGCUGGCGAUUCGAUGCCGCGCCCACGGCGAUAUAA